Molecule: messenger RNA, 4598 nt
Organism: Pseudonaja textilis
Lineage: Eukaryota; Metazoa; Chordata; Lepidosauria; Squamata; Elapidae
Gene: KHNYN
Product: KH and NYN domain containing
Cellular component (GO): nucleus; cytoplasmic ribonucleoprotein granule
Molecular function (GO): mRNA binding; RNA endonuclease activity
Source: RefSeq, a predicted model, not a curated record
GAAGUUACCGCGGCAGAGGAACCCCCAUGUCCUUUUCCCCUUGAGACGCGCCGCCCAGUUGGGAAACUCCAGCUCUGCACAAGCAGUCGGGCGCUUCCGCUUGGCACUAAGAUGGAAGCUGAUACUUGAGCGCCAAGUUUGCUGAGUUUUAUUUUGGGGGGGGAAUGGUGGUCUCUCGCGGGAGGGAUCAGGGCAGAGGAAAGAGCACUCCCUCGUCCUCCUCUCUCCCCCCCGCGAAAGCCCAGCCCGGAAGAAGACUCAGCGAUGGGAACGGAUGGAGUGGUGGUUCUCAGCGGUGUGGGGGCUCCCUGGGAGACUCCAGCAGCUUAUUAGCUAUGUAGCAUCUUGGGCCCUCAACAUCUGGCAGACACAAGCUUCCAUCAUGCCGAACAACAGGAUCCUGGACGAAUUUGCGGUGGCCGAGGAGGCCCAGGAGAUGUUGAUGCAGCACCGUCCUCAGAUUGAGCACCUCUUUCAGGUGGAGCUGAAUGUCAUGGGGGUACUGGGAUCAGACCCCAAAGGAGCAAGGAAGAUCUGGUUGCAGUUGCAAGGAAACCAAGAGAAUCUUCACAGGGCAAAGGAAUACAUCAAAGGUCUUUGUGCCCCAGAGGUUCAGGAGGAAGUAGAGUAUCCUAAAGAGAUGCAGUGCAUCUUCUUAGGUGCCCAUGGGUUAUUUCUGGACUGCCUCAUUCGAGGGACAUCUGCGAGCCUCACCUUUCUACGCCCGGGCACUCUCCUGAUCUCAGGAUUGGCAGAAGCUUUUGUCAUGGCUCACAGCCGGAUCCAAGAAUUUGUGGGGAAACACCAGAAAAACCCUAAGCUACCAGAAGAACGGGAGGCUCAGGUUAAACGGUCCUUCCGGGAACUGGUGGAGAAUUAUGAUGACAAACAUGCCAUGGAUCUUUUGAUCUUGCCCACUUCGGUCAAAGAGGAAUUGCUUUGUUUGGUCAAGGAGAUUCAGGAAGAAGACAAGGAAGGACAAAGGAAUGGCUAUAAGACACCGUUUAGUUUCGGGAGAGAUUGUUUACUGGGGUGGGAAGCCAACGCUGUGAAUAGUGGCAGAUCUGGGUCUCAAGAUAGGCCUCAACCUGUCUUCGGCAUACCUGAAAAGCUCCAUCAAGUCCAGGAACAGAAUAGAACUAGAGAUUCCGGUCCUGACUGGACUGUGGAAUUUACCAGGCCACAAGAAUCCCUUCAGAAAGCUGCAGAUUCGAUGCAACUACCAUACCCAGCUAGGCCUUGGGAUGUUAGGACUAACUCACCUACUGUGGAUGCAAAAUCUCAGGACCAAAAACAUCUUCAUGUCCCAUGGGAUGAUUUUUCCAGAAGUUCUGAUGAAGCCCAAUUGCACACUAAGCCACAGGGACAUCUGCCUGACUUGAAUGGUCCUCAGCAUUGGCUUGAGGCCAUGACCACUAAGAAUUCUGGGCUUCCCAAGAGUUCCUCUAAACCAAUUCCAGCUACCUCUCAGAUUCUAUCUGGAUACAAAGUCUUGAGAGAAAACUUGGAGGAUCAUCAAACAGUAGAGAAGAAUCCCCUUUGGGCAACAGAAUCGAGUCUCGUUAGUUUGCCUGAGGAAACCACUGAGGAGGAGGCAACAUCUGACAUUUUGCUGUCAUCGUGGACUGAAAAAGAGUUCAAAAUGAGGCUAAACUUCUUUAAAACGAUGGGCUACGAAGAGCACGUGGUCAAAAAGAUACUAUUGGAGGGUGGAGUUCAGGAAGCCCCUUCAACUAUCUUGGAUAGAGUCCAGAUGAUGGCAGCAGGCUUGCCUCAAAACGAAGAUACCUCCCCACCUCAGGAAGAGCCUGAACGACAAGGGCUCGAUGCUUUGUCUCUGGAGGACCCAUACGAUGAAAACAGUUACGUCAAGGAACUGAUCAAAACGGCAGUGGUCAACUGUGGCCAUUGUCCCAGCAAGAUCCCCACAGAAAUACAAACAGGAGCCCCAUUGGCAAGUCUCCUGAGGCAGCUCAAUGAGAAAGGGGAACAUCAAGAUGAAGAUGAGAGUGCGAUAGGGGGAUCAUCAACGAAGCCAGAACAUGGAGGCCAGUUUGGCACCCAGAGGGCAACCAUUUUGAAUCACGGGGAAUCUUCUCAGCAGAAGGCUCACCCGGAAGAAAGGUGGAAUGGUGUCCUUUCGAAUCACAAGGGUGUCCAUGUCCCAGCAAGUAAUCCUGGAGUUUCUCCCACUGCUAAUUUUUUGUCCUCUCUAUUGGAUUCUGAGGUGACCCAGUUAACCGAAAGCACCAGCGUGGAAGCUCUUCACCAGGCUUCCAUUUCUACAGUAACUGGAGCUCAGCGCUUUGAGGAGGCUCUCCAGACUGAAUUCAAGCUCAAGUUGGCCAACACACCAGGGAAGAAGAAUUUGCGGAUGGUCAUUAUUGAUGGUAGCAACGUGGCCAUGAUGCAUGGUCUGAACCAAUUCUUUUCAUGCCGAGGAAUCGCCCUAGCUGUGCAAUAUUUCUGGGACCGAGGCCACCGUGAAGUGAAUGUCUUAGUGCCCGCUUAUCGAAUGGAAGAAGAUUCCAAUGUGAGAGAGAGGCACUUUUUGACUGAGCUGCACAACCUAAGAAUCCUGUCCCUUACACCAUCACGGAAAAUCGACGGGAGAGGCAUUGUCCCAUAUGAUGACAGAAUGAUGUUGAAACUAGCAGAACAGACCAACGGGGUUAUUGUCACCAACGACCAGUUCCGGGACCUUGCCAAAGAAUCGAAGAGAUGGAUCAAGAUAAUCAAGGAGAGCUUGUUGCAGUACACCUUUGUGGGGAACAUAUUUAUGGUGCCGGAUGACCCCUUAGGACGAAGUGGUCCUACCUUAGCAGAUUUCCUGAAGAAGAAAACAAGAACCAAGUAUCCUGAUUGUCACUCUUUCAGUGGCCAGCCCUCCACUAACUUCACGCCACCACUUCCCACCUCGCAGACGGAGGUCCUUCACCUCAGGGACAGGAGGCCCCCUGCCGGUUCAGGAGGGGACAACAGGAGAGGUCGGCAGGGCAGCCCUGAGGAGAAGGAGAAGCUUCGCUCCACAGAAGAGACGGAGUGGCUGAGGAGCAAGCUUCUGGAGAUUUUUGAGGGACAAAACAGAAAAGUGGACUUCGUGCUCAUCCGGGAACCGUGCUGCCGAGACUUGAACAAGCUUUCAGAGAUUAUUCUCAGUUUUACUUUCUGAGCUAGUGGAUCCCUCCAAAUGAGGUGAUCUAAACAGUUGCCUUCAGAUAUUAAACUUCAAGUGAUUUGUGGCCAUUGACAAUGGAGGAAAAUGCUUCAGGAAUGAAGGCGAAGACUGGACCUUGCAAAAUGCCUCGGUCCUGAAGCCCACACUUCUUGUAUUUUUCCCAUUUCCUUAAUAUCUUUGGGUGAGAUUGUCUUCUCUUCUAAUAAUCGGAGCUCUCUCCAUUCCAGAAAUGUGAAGUUGCUUGCAGGAAGGUAACUCCCUACAUGCAAUAUGGCUAACCUAAGCUAUGAGAGAGCCAAAGACUUUUGAAAUGGAAUUACUCCGAAUAAAUAGGUCCUUUGCCAUGAGAGAUUCCCGUAGGAUUUCUCACUCUUAAAACUUCAAUUCCCAACAUCCAUCUUGGCUCUGUUUUGACCAAUCAGAGAUUUCUGAGGUAAAAGUCAUGACAUUUGUAGGCUUUCACUUUAAAAGGGUAGAGAGGAGGGAUCCUUGGUACUGUCCAAGCUUGGUUGUUUUCCUGCAGAUGUUUCACUACCCAAACUAGGUAGCACCAUCAUUGGAUGCUAGCACCGAUGAUGUUACCUAGUUGGGUAGUGAAAUGUCUGCAAGAAAACAACCAAGCUCAGAGAGCACUAAGAACUCUUUAUUUCAACCUGAAGCUACAGCUAUUGUCCUUUAUUGGUAGAGAUGCUUAGACAAAACCUCCAUUUUAGGCUUAGCAAUUGUGUAAUCUCAGCAUGUUCCAGUUUGAUUGGAGUCCAGUUUAAUAUUAAGACGCAUUGCAGAUUAGGUGUCUGGCUUGAUAAAAAGUUGCUUUAUACUUCUACAAUAGUUUUCCUCAAGGUGGCAACCUCCAAAUGUAUUCAGUGUCUUGAGGCACAGUUAUUGAUCGUGCUAUUCAAAAAAUGAUGGGAAUUGUUUCAAACAUCUAGGUCAACUGGUUGGAAGAAAAUCUAAGCCUCCGAUACCAAUUGUAUAAAUCCUAUUUUAUACCUUUGGAGUAUGGUGCCAAAAUGAUUAUUAUGCAGAUUUUUAAAUUUCCCUUAUGCAAUUCAAGUAUGUUUAGGGCGCUCAAUUCUUAUAGUUUCACAUAAAUAAUAGGUAAUUUUUAUUUUAUAUACACACACACAUUUUUGUUAGGACGGAGAAAAAAAAAUUGGACUGUUCCCCCAGCUGUUUUUUUUUAAAAGCUAAAAAUAAAUCUUGUUUUCUGAAAACAGUAUUGUGUGCUUAUAAAGCCCUCAAUGUAUCUUAAAAUUGGUACAGCUGUUGUUGUUAGUGGGUGCCAAGCUGGGAAAGCCAAAGUUAUGUAAUGUGGGUAGUCCUUGACUUAUGACCACAAUGGAGCCCCAAAUUUGUGUUGCUAAGUCACAUAUAUGUUAAGAGUGAAUUUCUGCCCCAUUUUACAACCUUUCUUGCC